This is a messenger RNA of Pelobates fuscus (common spadefoot toad), 1836 nucleotides long. RefSeq names its product glycosyltransferase 8 domain containing 2 (gene GLT8D2). The record is from RefSeq and is a predicted model, not a curated record. Gene Ontology annotation, molecular function: glycosyltransferase activity. The transcript has 10 exons. The coding region runs from base 315 to 1373 and encodes 352 amino acids. Lineage: Eukaryota; Metazoa; Chordata; Amphibia; Anura; Pelobatidae. Gene Ontology annotation, cellular component: Golgi apparatus.
GCAGAGAUCUGUAUGCAAAGUAACAGAGAUAUAUUUGCAGAUGUCAGAACAGUUUACAUCUGGAAGUAAUUUUUUUUUCUGUCUUUCCUUCAAAUGCAACAUUUCACUUUACAGAGCUGCUCAUCAAACUUGCGCAGGGACUGGGUGAAAGAAUAGUCAUCGGGAAUUAAUCCACCCCAAUACUGAUAUACUCUCAGGAAAGAAAGGAAAACCUGGCGUGGGCGUUAUUUCUACACUACAAUGCAAGAAAUACCCAGUAAUCAAGAUCUGGCCUGAACUAAAUCAGUCCUGGUACCUGCUUUGGACCUGCCCUCAUGGCUUUCUUAAGGAAACUUAACCACAUUCUUCUGGUUCUGCUUCUGUUGACCUUCUGUCUGAUAUUGUAUAGUACUAUCUACAAGGUGUCUACCGUCAAAGAAAAAAAAGUAACAAAGGAGCAAGAGGCAGAUCAAUUUGAAGAUAUAGAGGAAGAUGUAAUUCCAGUUGUUAUUAGUGCUCCCUCGGGCAGGAUGGCAGCAACUAUGGCUGCAAUUAACAGCAUCAACGCUCACACUGCCGCCAAUGUCCUGUUUUAUAUAGUGGGGAUGAAAAACACAUUAACUCAUAUAAGGAAAUGGAUUGAAGGCACUUAUUUGGCUGACAUACAAUUUAAAAUAAUUGAAUUUAAUCCAGAGGUACUUAAAGGGAAAAUUCGCCCAGAUACACCUAACCCUGAGCUUCUGCAGCCACUAAACUUUGUUCGGUUUUACCUGCCAUUGUUGACCUUGAACCACGAGAAAGUAAUUUACCUGGAUGACGACAUCAUUGUUUUAGGCGAUAUCCAGGAAUUGUAUGACACAGAGAUAGCAAUGGGCCAUGUUGCUGCAUUCUCUGAAGACUGUGAUUUACCCUCAACCCAAGAACUUAUUAAGAAAGUAGGCAUACAGAACACCUACAUGGGGUUUCUUGACUAUAGAAAGAAAGCCAUCCAAAAACUUGGCAUUAGCCCAAGCACCUGCUCCUUUAACCCAGGUGUGUUUGUUGCCAACAUGACUGAGUGGAGACAUCAACACAUUACUAAGCAAUUGGAAAAAUGGAUGAAGAAAAAUGUUGAAGAGAAUCUCUACAGCAGCACAGUAGGGGGCGGUGUGGCUACACCUCCCAUGCUUAUAGUAUUUCACGAAAAGUAUUCUCACAUUAGUCCGUACUGGAACAUUCGAUAUUUAGGAUGGAGUCCAGAUGAUAAGACAUCACAAAAUAUUCUUCAAAAGGCAAAGCUUCUUCACUGGAACGGAAGAUAUAAACCAUGGCAAAUGCGCAGUGCACACAGUAAUAUAUGGGAAGAAUGGUAUAUCCCAGACCCAACGGGGAAAUUUCAGUUACACCGUGUCUGAUACAAUCUCUUGCACAAUCCUAAUAUUCUGUACCACCUGUUAUUUGUACAAUGCCCCAAUACUGUCGAAAACACAACUGUAUAGCACUAUCCUCUCUGUGUGUAAGAUAGAUACAGUAAUUAGAUAAUUCAUGCUAAAGUCAGGUUAUAACACAAAUUAAAUGAAGCAAAAACAAAAAAAAGGUAACAAAUUUACUGGUACCUGCAAUAAGCUGAGAAUAUUCUUUUUUUUUUUCAUGAAUGAAAUUACUAGCACCGGCUUCUGAACUAUAUAUCAGUCUAAGACUUAAGUAACAUCAGAGAUAAUAUGCAAUCUGAAGCCAAGCCUGUUUCUAUGUAAAUAUAGCCAUUUUCUGUUAAUAAGAGAUUACAGAUUCCGUUUGUUAGAUCAUUUUAAUAGAGUUUAAUUUCCCAAAAAAUGUUUUUUGUUUUGUUUUUUAAAUAAAAGUGUUUGUGUUUUCGAA